UGCAGCAACCACUGUCCUAUUUUUAGGCCGUUGUCUCACCUCCACAUACACAGCAGAAGCCGGCACAACCAACACAGCACAACACAGCACACCAACACCAACACCAACAACACAAACACAACAGCCAGCACCAGCGACGACGAUGUUUGCUGGGCUGAAGAAGAAGGUGAUUGAACGCACGGCUGCGGAGGAGGAGGAAAAGACAGAGUCCUCCGCGAGCACAGGUGCCACUGACACGAAGCAGAAGGAAGCGCAACCGGCCGGAAACGGAAAGCAACCGCAAACCACCACCGAUCCCGCAACCGCUGACACUGAACCCGCAUCUUCAUCCUCAGCCAACAAGGCCGAUACCAGCGAUGCCAGUGCCACUGACAAGACGCCCAAGCCAAAGAAGGCCGGCGGCAUGUUCUCCUCCUUGAAGAAGCGCAUGGAGGGCGCCGUGAAGGAUGCGACCAAGCCAAAGGACCUCCCGAAGCAGGGCUCUGACACGAGCCUGCCGGGUUCCAACAAGGCCGCUGCACCGGGAGCCAUCACCGCAGAGGCGUACCAGAAGCAGGUGAAACGGGUUGAGAAGUACAAGCAGCGAUUGGCUGAGGCGCAGGCAGAGAGACAGGCGCUCGCCAACCAGCUGGAGGAGCAGCAGGAGCAGGUCCGCGUCUUCCAGACACAGGUGCAAGCGCUGAAGAUCCAGAACAACGAGAUGGCGGAGGCGCAGGAGCAAAACCGCGUCCUGCAGAGCCAGGUUGCAGCGCUGCGGGUUGAGCUCGGGGGUGCUGAGGAGAAGAUGGAGGAGCGACGAGUGCUGCAGUCGCAGGUGGAGGCACUUAAGGUCGAGUUGCAGCAGCAGGCGAACGCAGCAGCCGGCGCACAGGCCGACAGGGAGGAGCAGGCGAAGGUUAAGGCGGAGAGGGAAGGGCAGGACGUGGAGGCAACAAAGGCGAAGCUGGCACGGCACGAGAAGCUGCUGGCCAAAUGCAAGGAAACAAUCAAGUCGUUCAAGGAGCAGGUCGCGUCGCUGACGAAAGAGCGCGAUGAACUCAAGGCCGCAGCCGACACCGCAGACACACACGCACAGGACAUCGCAGAGCUGCGUGCGGCUGCUGAUGAGCACGCGAAGGCCGCAGCGGCGUGGGAGGAGAAGGAGGGCGAGAUGGCCGCGCGCAUUGAUGAGCUGUUGCAACAGAACCGAUCGCUCUCGGAGAAUUUGAGCGAGGCGGAGUAUGUGAGGAACACACUCAAGUCGCAGCUGAAGACACUCAGCGCUCCAACAGAGGAACGAGUGCUACAGCGCGCACGCGAGCUGUUCACUGCCGCCGAUCGCGACGGCAACGGCGUUCUCUCCCACCGUGAGCUCAAGCGCGUCAUCCACGACGAUGACAGUAUGCGCAGGGAGCUUGGAAUCGCGGGCCGCAGGUGGAAGGACUUCUGGGCGGAAAUUGACGCCAACGGUGACGGGCGGGUUGAUCUGCAGGAGCUGGAGCAGUACAUCACCGCACACGCCGCAAAGCUCUCAUCUGAUGCGGAUGACGAGGAGCAUGCGCGCCAGGUGGCGAAAAUCGCCGAGUUGGAGGAUGAGAUUGCACGCAUGCGCAAGCAGAAGGACAGCGCCACUGCCACAGUGACAGAGGAAAAGCAGAGCAUGAUGCACCGCAUGGACGACAUGAUGCAAGAAAAUUCAACCCUCAAGGAGCAGUUGGCCCAACAGCAGGAGGAGCUGGCAAAGCUGAAGGAAGAAGCGAAAGGUCUUCAACAACAACUCGACGCGGGCCAGACCGAAAGCUCAGCGCUGCGUGCGCGUGUUGAUGAGCUGGAGGCUAGCGCUCAGGAACUGCAAACCAGCCACGAUGAUGCCAUCGCCGCUCUGAAGCAGGAGCUGGCUGCGUCGCAGGAGCAGGUGGAGGCACUUGAGGCAGAGAAGCAAAGCGCUCUUGAUGCUGCCGCUGCUUCAAACGCGGACAUGGCCAGCCUGAAUGAGAAGCUCGCUGCUGCGGAGUCGCGCGCUGAGAAGGCAGAGGCCGCGCUCACAGCGGCGCAGGAGCAGAAGGAGAGCGUUGAAGCGUCGCUGUCGUCUCUGCAGGAAAAGCACCAAAAGCUGAAAGAUAAGGCGCAGUCGUGGCUGCGGGAAUCACAGGAGCACCGACAGGCGGUGGACGCGGCGGAGAAGGAGCGAGACGCCCUGCGCACACAGCUCGCCGAACUGCAGGCAUCUGUGCAGGAGGGCAGCGAGGAGGCAGCCAAGCAAGUGAAGCAGCAGAUGCAGGGACAGGUGAGCGAGCUGCAAGCGGCACUUGAGAGUGCACAGGAGGAGGAGAAGGCAGCAAGCGAUCGUGCGGACACAGCAGAGGCGCAGGUGAGCGAGCUGCAAGCGGCACUGGAGAGUGCACAGGAGGAGGAGAAGGCAGCAAGCGAUCGUGCGGACACAGCAGAGGCGCAGGUGAGCGAGCUGCAAGCGGCACUGGAGAGUGCACAGGAGGAGGAGAAGGCAGCAAGCGAUCGUGCGGACACAGCAGAGGCGCAGGUGAGCGAGCUGCAAGCGGCACUGGAGAGUGCACAGGAGGAGGAGAAGGCAGCAAGCGAUCGUGCGGACACAGCAGAGGCGCAGGUGAGCGAGCUGCAAGCGGCACUGGAGAGUGCACAGUCUGCGGGGGAGGAGGAUCGAGAGAAGCUUGCUGCCGAGACGACAACACAAAUGCAGCAGCUGCAAACGGCGCUGAAGGAAGCAGAGGACAAGCGAGAUGCACUGCAAGAGGAGCUAAAUACAUUGGACGCACGCGCACGUGAGCUGACAGCAGCAAAGGAGGACGCAGAGGCACGUGCCGCAACGCUGACCGACCAGGUGGCAGCAGCGAAGGCAGACAGGGAGGCACAGGCGAGCGCUGUGCAGCAGAAGGAAGAGGAGGUGGCGGCGUUGAAGGCGGAGGUGCAGCGGGUGCGCGGUGAGGCAGAGGCAGCCCACACGGCAGCCACACAGCGGUCGGAGGAGCAAGCGGGGAAGAUCAAGGAGUUGCAGGUGCACCUGACGAAGCUCAAGGGCAAGGCGGAGACGUGGCUGCGGGAGGGGCGGGCUGCGAUGGAGAAGGAGCAGGCGGUACGCGCUGACCUCGAGGCGACCACGACGGCGCUGCAAGCGGCGAGGGAGGAGGUCGCCUCGCUCAGGGAGAAGGUCGACGCCGCGUCCAGGCAGGCCGAGGAGCACCAGCAGUCCAGCGCAGGCGUACAGGAGCAGAUUGCACAACUGAAGGCCGAGCAUGAGGAGGAGCGGUCCUCCCUUCAAGCACAGCUGUCAGCGCUGCAAGUGGACAAGGAGGAGAGGGCGGAGCAGCUGCGUGCUGCACAGGAUGCGCGCAAGGAACUGGGGGAGGACAUGGCUGAAUUGACGGAAGCGCUGCAAUCGAAGGCGAGCGAAGCGGAGGCGGCGACGGGCAAGGUGGACGAGCUGACAGCGGAGGUGCAGAAGCUGGCACUGGAGUUGGAGGUCGCCCAGGGGAAGCUCGAAGACGCGCACGCGCAGCAGACGGAGGGCGAGACGGCGGCGUGCAGGGAGCGCGACGCCAUCGCCGCAGAGCUGGCGGAGGUGAAGGAGGAGCUGGCGACGGCCACGGAGGGCGCUCAGGCUGCCCGCGAGCAGGUGGAGGACCUUCAAGGACAGGUUGAAAGCCUGCAGGCAGCGCUGGCAGCAACGAAGGAGGACGGCGAGCAAUCCAGCAUCGCUGUUGCUGAAGAGAAGGAGACACAGCUGCAGGCGCUGCGCAGCGACUUGAAGGGGUUGCAGGCCACACUUGAAGCGAAAACGGAGGAGCAUCACACCGCCCUUGAGGAGGAAAAUAACUCCUUGAAGGUUCGCCUGUCAAAGUUGAAGGAGAAAGCCAAGGCCUGGCUGGAGGACAACAACCGCCUGCGCACAGAGCAAGAGGAUGGCGGGAAGCAGACGCAGGAGCUAGCGGCGAAGCUUGAUGCCGUGCAGGCACAGCACGCAGAGGCGGAGAAGACGAUUGAAGACCUUCAAGGACAGUUGGCAUCGCAGGUGCGCGCAAAUGAGGAGGGCGUGGCAGCGCUGCGGGAACAGCUUGAAGCCAAGGCAGACGACCUUGAGAAGCUUGAGGCAGCACGCGCUGCUGCUGUGCAGGCGCAAGAGGAAGCACAGAGCCGGGCGCAGCUGUACGAGCAGGAGAUGAACGCGGCCGUGGAGGCAACGCGGAAGCUGGAGGAGAAGUGUGAGCAGCUCAGCAAGGAGUUGGACACGGCCACGGAAGCAAAGCAGGCGAUGGAAAAGAAGGCUGAGGAGUGGAGCAGCGAGCGCGCGCAGUUGCAGGAAGCAACAGACGCGGCGAAGCAGAAGACAAACUUGUUUGACAAGUUUAAGGCCAAGCUGAAGGAGGUCAAGGGUGAACGCGACGCCCUGCAGAAGGAGAUGGACAGCGUGAAGCAGGCAAUGGAUGAGCGUGACGCCGCUGUCGCUGCUGCAAAGGAGGAAGCAGAGGCACAGCAGGCGCGCACAGAGGCCCUGGCACGAGAGGUUGCAGCUGCCACAGAGGCCAAGGAGGCGGCUGAAGCGAAGGUGGACGCGUUGGAGGGUGAGCUUGCAGCGGUGCGUGAGGCGCGCGACGAGCUGGCACAGCGCAUUGACGCACUGGAAGAAGAAGCACGCGCACAUGCACACGCACAGGAGCAGUUGGUGGAGGCGGAGGAGAAGGUGGCGGCGGUGCAGGCGGAGAAGGCAUCCUUGCAGGCACAGCUUGAAGCGGCGAAAGGUGAAGUAGAGACAGCACAGGAGGAGGGAAAGCAGGCGAAGGAGGAGAUGGCCCGGUUGGCUGCCACGCUAGACGAAGUGACCGCAGCGAAGGAGGAGAAAGAACAACAGGCAGAGGCACUCGCCGAGGAAAUGCAGGCGUUGAAGGAGGAAGUGAAGGCGCUUGAGAGUAAGGCGCGCAAUCAAGAGGAGCUGAACGAGCACUUGUCUGACCUUCGAGAGCAACUGAAGGACAAGGACGCGGCAGCGAGACAGAUGGACGAGCUGAAGGAGCAGCUGCGAGAGGCGAAAAAGGAGGCAGAGAAGGUGCCCCAGCUGGAGGAAGAUGCACAGAACAACGCAACGUUGAUUGCCAAGCUGCGCUCAAAGGCAAAGUCUGUCAUCACUUCCCUCAACGCGAAGAAGGAAGAGCUGCUACAGGCCCAGCAGGAGCUGGAUGCGGUGCGGGCGCAGCUGGCGGUGCGCGAUGAGUCAUCAGCAGCAGCGACAACAGAGAUGAAGGAGGAGAUGGGCGAGAUGCAGCAAGCACUGGAGGACACGGAAGUGCUGGUGGAGCGGCUCAAGGCUGAGAUGGCGGAGAGAGACACGCAGCUGGUAGCAGUGCGCAGCGAGCUUGAGCACAAGACGGCGGAAGCGGAGGAGAUUGCACGUGCACUUGAAGAGGAGCGAGCGGCACUGGCCGAGGUGAAGCUUGAGCUGCAGGUGGCGAAGGAGGAGGCGGACAGGGCACACGAGGACAAGCAGCACGCUGCACAGGAGACAGACGACCGCGCACAGAAGCUGGAGGCGCGGGUUGAAGCGUUGACACGCGAACGUGAUGAUCACGAGGCGGAGAUCAAGCAGCUGAAGCUCGCCAUGCAGGAUCGGGCGGCAGCUGAGGAAGGCGCUGCUGCGAGUGUUCGGCGUUCGUUUGAAUCGCUGCUUGCUGAUCUUGAACAACAUCUCGCCAUCAAAGACGACGACGAGGAGGAGGAGGAAGCCGAUGAAGAAGAUGGUGAUGGCAGUGGUGCCGGCAGUGAGAUGCAGCUGCAGGCGCGCGCCCGUCGCAUUGUGGCGAUGGUCGCUGAUCUCGUUGUCAGUGCAGCCGCACACGACGAGGAGAAUGAUGAUGAGGAGAACAGGCAACGCGACGAGCAGCAAGCACAGGCGCUCGAGGCGAAGGUCGAACAACAGCAGCAACACAUUGCUGAGUUGACAGAGGCGGCGACAGAGCGGGAAGCCGCGUUGCAAAAGCUACAGCAGCAAGUGGACGAACUCCAUGAUGCGCUAACAGCCCGCGACGAGGAAAUCCAGCAGCUGCAACACGAGCUGGAUGUGAAGACGCAUCAGCUUGCGCUGCAGGCCAGCCCCGAGACUGCGCUUGGCAGUGACUUAUCCACGCAGCAGCAGCAGCAGCACAUCCAAGACCUCAAGGAUCGACUCGCUGUCCUCCAACAGCAAAAGUCCGACACCGAUAACCAACUGCUGUAUCUCAAGAACGUCGUUUACCAAUACAUGCUUGGCUCCCACCAGGAGGAGUUGGCCAAGGUCAUUUCCACGAUACUGCAGUUCACCCCAAAAGAGCACGAAGAGGUGUUGCACUCCACGACGUCUCGCACCCGAGGAUGGUUGGGCCUCAUGCAGCCCGCAUCAUCAUAG
Molecule: messenger RNA, 6388 nt
Organism: Salpingoeca rosetta
Lineage: Eukaryota; Choanoflagellata; Craspedida; Salpingoecidae
Exons: 27
Coding region: 143-6388 (2081 amino acids)
Molecular function (GO): calcium ion binding
Source: RefSeq, a predicted model, not a curated record